This is a messenger RNA of Centruroides sculpturatus (bark scorpion), 1568 nucleotides long. RefSeq lists its product as uncharacterized. The transcript has a single exon. Bases 527 to 1339 code for a protein of 270 amino acids. The record is from RefSeq and is a predicted model, not a curated record. NCBI's taxonomy places the organism in Eukaryota, Metazoa, Arthropoda, Arachnida, Scorpiones, Buthidae.
AGUUGCGUGGCGCUCAAACAAAAGACAAAUCGACGAGAUUUGAAAAUCGUAACUCUGGGUUCGCAUAAGUCGGGGUAGCGUAAGUCGAAGUAUUACUGUACAAUGAGUACAAGAGAAGUCCAACAAAGGUUUUACAACACCGGCAAGGAAAACUCACCCAAGGAAGUGCAUUGUCAAGACAGCUGAAAUCAUUCAAAGGGCUCAGGAGCUGAUUUUUGAGGAUCCAGGUCAGUUGAUCUGAAAAUUGUUGUCAGUUGUUGAUGUGAGCAAGAAAACUAUGCAUAGAAUCGUCAAAGAGGACCUCUGUGUUACGAUAUGUACUGGUGGCGACACACAGCGGCCAACGAAAGUGAUUAGGUUGUCAGUUGUCUGUCAUACAGCCCAUCACAAGUGUCUCCUCUUUAGUAGUAAUAAAUAAUAAUUUAAGUUUUGUCAGUCUUGUGCAUUAUACAACAUAUAAUAUAACAUGGUGUCAGAAUUAUAGUCGUCGUCGUCGUCGUUUUCCUACUAGCAGCAGCUCGAAAUAAUGAGUUCACCGGUCAGUAACGCAGGUCAGCCAUCUUUAACUUUAUCCCGUUUAAGUGGUCAACAGGAACUAUCUGACAAACCAGUUCCAUCAUUAUUAUUAAAAGGAAAUUUAGCUCAUAACUGGUCAAUCUGGUAUCAGAAAUUUAAAAUAUUUUUGCACGCUAGUAAUUUAGAAAGUGAAACUGAUUCCCGUAAAGUCGCAAUAUUUUUACGUUUUGUGGGAGAAGAUGCGUUACAGGUUUUCAAUUCCUUUAACUUGGAUAUGGACAAUUGUCAAUAUUUGGAUGUAGUAAAAAAAUUUGAGUCUCAUUGCAAACCUAAAACUAAUCUCACGAUUGAGAGAUAUAAUUUUUUGACCAGAAGACAAAAACCAGACGAGUCAAUCGAAGACCUUGUAACUGCACUUAAGAACCUAAGCCUAACAUGCGAGUUCGAUAGUCUCCGAGAGAGUUUGGUCCGAGACAUGUUUAUUGUAGGUUUGUCAUCAAAUAAUAAAGUCAUCAGAGCUAGGCUACUUCAGGAAGAAGGCUUAACCUUAACAAAGGCCACCAGCAUAGCCAAAAGCAUCAAAAUUACUCAUCGUCAGGCGGAGCAGAUUGAAAAGAACAGUGAUGCACAGAUACUCAAAGUCAAAAAGUCCAAUCACAACAGCACUCAUCAUGGAAAUCUACGAAAUAAAGCAACAAGUAGCGGAAGGAAGACAAGUCUUAGGUGGUCAUCGAGAAUCGUUAUUGUCAUUCUUAAGGUUUCAUCAAACAGGUCAGGACAAUCAAUUAUUAUGUACGCGUUGUGGACAGGUACACCGAAAUAAAUGUCUGGCUAUAAAUGCUGGCUGCAAGCUUUGUAACAAAGUAGGUCAUUAUGUGAAAUGUUGUCGCACUAGACAAGUAAAAUAUGUUAAUGUUAGUGAUGAUCGCGACCAUGAUAGUAAUAAGUCGGAUCUCUGUCAUUAGAUCUAUUAAUAGUAAUAACAAUUGGUUAAGUGAGCCGUGGAUCCUAAAACUUAAGAUUAAUAACAAAGUGUUAGAAUGUAAUUUGGA